UGGAGCUAAGAAGAGAUUAGUGUUUUACUGAACUUGAGUAAAGCUAGAUCAAGAGUUACAGAGUGAAAAAAGUAAUCGAGACAAAAUGAAGACCGCUACACUUUGUCUUGUUGUGGCUGCAGUAUUUGUAUAUGUGAGCGCCAAGCCUCAGCAGCCUCCUGCUGCACCAGCAGGUCAGCAGGUGGCUGCCGCUGGACAGGCGGCUGGACAGGCGGUAGGACAGGCGGCUGGACAAGCGGCAGGACAAGCUACUCCUGGAGCGCAAGCCGGCCAAGCACCCGGUGGUGCUCCAUCUGGCGCGCCAGGCGCUGCCAACAGUGCCGCUCCUACAGCUAACACCGCUGCUGGUAACCCUGCUGGUGCUGGUGCCCCCAGUGGCGCUCCUAGUGGUGCUCCUAGUGGUGCCCCUAGUGGUGCUCCCAGUGGUGCCCCUAGCGGUGCUCCUAACGCUGCAUCUCCAGCUGCUGCUGGAGCCAACCCUGGCGCUAACCCUUCUGCUGCUGGAGGCUCAGCGAAUCCAUCUUCAAACCAACAAAACUGUAACAAACAUCAUCGGCGAGGCCAUGAAGGAAGGAAAGACCAUGGUGGAUUUCUUCGCACAAAGGUUCAUUCCGGGUUUCCAGGGAUAAGGCAAUUCUUCCAACGAACAGUCCCCGUACAAUAAAUUCACAACUGAACAGGAUUUGCAACACUGAACGAUAAUGUAUUACCGACUGUAGUAUUUGUUAGGUUACUUAGAUUUUAGACAAUAAAUAUUCAAAACACA
This is a messenger RNA of Spodoptera litura, 766 nucleotides long. RefSeq lists its product as uncharacterized. The record is from RefSeq and is a predicted model, not a curated record. Lineage: Eukaryota; Metazoa; Arthropoda; Insecta; Lepidoptera; Noctuidae.